This is a messenger RNA of Agrilus planipennis (emerald ash borer), 1923 nucleotides long. RefSeq names its product neurexin-3-like. The record is from RefSeq and is a predicted model, not a curated record. NCBI's taxonomy places the organism in Eukaryota, Metazoa, Arthropoda, Insecta, Coleoptera, Buprestidae. The transcript is spliced from 10 exons. The coding region runs from base 349 to 1923 and encodes 524 amino acids.
CAUAGUGGCGCAAACCCCCAUGUUACGUCGAUUCACUAGCUCAUUAGACGUAUCAUUUAUUAAUGUUACUUUAUAAAGUUCAGCUUAUUCGUACAGCUUCAUAAGUGUUAGAUAAUUGCAGUUGCUCAUGAUACCCUUUUGACUGAUUCAAAUGCGUUUCCGGUGAUGUAAUCGUCAACCAGUCUCGUGUCGCACGCGUAUGGAUUUCUUCUAAUCCUUUAAUAUCGGCUUACGAAUUUCUAGCGUUAGCAAGUCGGAGUGAAAUUAUGCGGUCGUGGAACAAGUGCAUUUCCGUGAUCUAGAACAUGCCUGUUGGUGUAACAUUAAUAAUUGUGUAGCGAAUCGAAAAUGCAGCGACUAUUUCACUUGAGCUUCAUAUUUUGGUUAAGCGUUUGUUGGGGUUUUCUUUUGGACGGCACAACAAAAUCGUUCGCGCAAUUUCGUAAAUGGGGCGGCGGAUAUAAUGGUUCCUUGGAAUUCGAAUUUAAGACGGAACAACUCAACGGUCUUCUGUUGUAUACGGACGAUGGAGGAACUUACGAUUUUUUCGUAAUCAAGUUGUUCGAGGGAGCCCUGCAGCUGCGUUUCAAUCUUGGUGGUGGUGCCCAAAUUCUCACCGUCGGUAGUAAUUUGAACGAUGGCCAUUGGCACAAGGUGCAUCUGCAAAGGCAGGCCGAACGUACCGUUUUGACCGUUGACGGAACGUCCCAUAUGAGAACUUCCAGGGGCAAGGAGUUUGAUUUUGGUAGAUUCUCUACAAACUCCGACGUAUUCGUUGGUGGUAUGCCCAUGUGGUACAACAACAAACUAACAUUGCUUGCACUACCUAGCGUUAUCUUCGAACCAAGAUUCGUGGGGCACGUAAGAAACCUAAUAUAUGCCGAUACAGAAAAUGGACCACCUAGGAGACAAGAGACAAGGCCAAAAGAUCAUAGGUGUGAUGGAGGAGCGGUUGCAGGAACUGAAGAAGUCUGUCUUCCCCAGUCGAGGAUUUUGCGUGGAAACAGCAGCGACGUCUGCGAAUCCCGAGACCCUUGUCAGCAUGAUGGCAUUUGUAUUUCAACUGACAACGGUCCAAUUUGCGAAUGCCGAAAUUCCGAGUACGAAGGAGUGUUUUGCGAAAAAGAUAAAGCCCCAACGGAAGCCUCGUUUCGUGGAAAUGAGUAUUUAUCGUAUGACCUCAGUCAAACAGGAAGCGAUGCUGUGGUCAGCACACAGGACUCUAUGACGUUCUACUUCAAAACGAGAGUGCCCAGCGGACUGCUCUUCUAUUUAGGCGAUGGAGCAGAUUACUUGAACGUGGCAAUCAAAGAAGGUUGUCUGAUCCUUACAAUGGGGCUUUCCAAUGGAAAGCAAGAAAUGCAAAUCAAGCCUAAUAAAGUUCGCUUCGACGAUAAUCAAUGGCAUAAAGUCAGUAUACAUCGGAAAAUGCAAGAGGUGGCCCAGUUUACGAGCUUUUGCAGGCUCUCUGCAGUGGUUGACGGCGCUUAUGCGGACCACUCCCACAUUGCAGGGAAAUUCAAGGUUUUAUCGUCGACGAGAAUUUUUCUUGGAGGAAGCGAAGAUACGAGGGCGCUUCCUGGAACAAGAGUCAAUAGCAACUUCGUGGGAUGCAUGAAAAAGGUCGAAUUCACUGCAGACACUAUGAGGUUGAAUUUGCUCGAAUUAGGAAAAUCUGGGAGUGAGCUUAUUUCAACUGCAGGUCGACUCGAAUAUCGCUGUCCAGCUGGCGAAACGAGGGACCCGAUUACUUUCACGACCAGGGAAUCUCAUUUGAUCCUGCCGUCGUGGAAUGCUAAGAAGUCAGGGAAUAUAUCUUUCAAGUUCCGCACAAAUGAACCCAACGGUUUGAUCCUUUUCAACGGGGGAGUCAGACCUCCCAGGCAUCGUACUCUUGACAACCACCUGAUAAUGACGGAUUGA